AUGUUAUUGCAGGCUCCCUUCGAAAUUAUUGAAAUCGUCAACUCUUACUUAACUAUUCAAGAUAGAACAGAAUUAGUCAGAGUCAGCAAAGAUUUCCAGAGUAUAUUUACACAGUUACUUUAUAGAUUUAUUACAAUUACAACGUAUAAGCAGUUACAGCAACUACUUUAUCUAUUCCAACAAUCUGAAGAAUACCAUUACAACAACAGUCGCAACCAUCAACAUCGCCCUCUUGGACACUGUGUUUAUCAAUUAUCCAUUCUCCUCGACGCUCUUACUGAACAUGAAUUGAACCAAGUCAAGCAUUUCUGUCCUUGCUUACAGACAAUACACAUCGAUUGGCGUAUAUGGAAUUACUUGGCUUAUAGGAUAGAAGAGCCUAACUCUACUGUUAGAAACUAUUUUCCACGCCGUGAAUGGCCAUCUACUGUCGUUGAUUUCAUUUCCUACUAUGGAUCGUGUCGGCUUUCCUCUCUCACUUUGGAUAUACAUCGUAUGCAUGGUAAAAGUCGUCUUUCAAUGUCAAAAGAAGAAAUUAUACGCACUACCGGCGGUCGAAAUAUUCUUUGCAACACUCCAUAUCUGAGGCAUCUGACACUCAUGGGCCUUAAUCAGUACGUGAACGUGUCUUUCGAGUUCAUCGAGUCCAUUCACCGACUGUGCCCUCUGUUAGAAACCCUUGCUAUCGAUGCAUAUCAAGCAGAAGCUCUCUCAGACUAUUCGACUACUACUGAUAAUACAGUAAAUGGAGAGGAAGACAAUUUCAAUGACUUUAACAACCUCCCACGACUAUUUAAUUUGAUGACAACCUGUACUACUCCUUCGCCUCAUAUGCGCUCUUUCCACCUUAAAAGCCAGUAUGGCGCCGACCGUUAUUACGAAUGGCUACCCUUCUUAGCCCUCAAAUAUCCUAAUCUACAAUCAUUAGACUUCCAUCAUGCUGGUACCAGCAAAGAUAUGAUUGCACCGUUCUGUCCAAUAUCUAUAUAUCAACAUUUUCUGUCAAGUUGCCCACAUAUUAGAUCGAUGAAAUGGAAUAACGCAGCGCCAGACUUCCGGUUUUUUCAUGAGCUUAACAAAUUGAAAUAUAGUGGAUUAUCACAGCUAGAAAUCUACGAUCAGGUGGCUUUACCAGACUUGUUUUACAGGGCCUUGUUUGAUUGUCAAUAUAUUAAUAUUUUAGAACACAUUACUGAAUUGACCUUGGGACCUUUACCAACCAAAAAUGUUAAUCAUCAGCAGCACGAAGCGGAUAACAACAGUGAGCGUGCUAUUAGAAGUAGCAGUAAAGUCUGGUCGUCUCCCGAUGAUCUCAUAAAAGCAAUAGGUGAAGCUUGUCCCAAACUAUUGCAUCUAGAAUUACGAGAGCCUCAUUGCAAUAUUUCUAUGCCUUUCAAAAUUGACACGAUACUCAAUCAUUGUCCAAGACUCAAAAGUUUAUCUCUUAACCGUAUUGCACUGCGGCUCUCAACACCACCACCAUCAAUGUCCGCAGAAGCGUCUGGUUCAGUUCUUCUUCAUCCAUCCCUGCCGUUUGCAAUGCCUGUUCUCAACGAUCAUCCUUUGAGAAAGUUGGUGAUGCACCAUUGCUCUUCCUUUGACGGUGUCUUUACUCACAUUUCUUACCGUUGUCGAGAUUUAAAAGAACUAGAACUCUUUGCUUUUACACAACGUGAUCGACGCUAUAAAGUUCAAAUUCAUAUGCCGUAUCAGUCAUUUACAAAUGUACAGCUUCAUGGUUUGCGAACGGAGACCUUUGAUUUGGAGCGACGAAUCCGAUUUUUUAGUAUCUCUGACGCUACGCAACAGCAACAACAAACAGCCAAUUGGUAUUACAUGAAGGAAUUCCAUUUGUGUGAUCAACAAACGACUUGUGGUCGAAACACAUAUCACUAUCGUUGUUGCUUGGAAACGGCCAAUCAGUUCAAUGCUUUGACAGGUUCAGAGGUCUGUUUCUUACGUCAAUUAUUGGCAAGACCAAUGGCCUGGGAAGAAGUUGAGUUGAUGAAAAGAGAGUUUCUAGAAAGACAAUGCUCAAAUUCAACAAUAGCCUAUUGGCAGCCGAAGGAUAUCUAUGAUGCCGGCUAUGUUGAUUUUGUAUGCAGUAAAGUAGAUAGACUUGUGAUCAACAAGAAGCGGAUUUUGAACGACGAAUAA
Mycotypha africana is the source of this 2157-nucleotide messenger RNA. RefSeq lists its product as uncharacterized. Bases 1 to 2157 code for a protein of 718 amino acids. Gene Ontology annotation, molecular function: protein binding. NCBI's taxonomy places the organism in Eukaryota, Fungi, Mucoromycota, Mucoromycetes, Mucorales, Mycotyphaceae. The transcript has a single exon. The record is from RefSeq and is a predicted model, not a curated record.